UGUGCCGUGAGCCGGGGUGGACGGUGUGUGGCUGGGUCGGGGAAGGGGGAUACAGUGUAACCCCGGGUGGAUACAGUGUGAGAGCGGCCCGAGGCAGGGGAGCAAGUGGAUACAUUGUAACCCGGCCCCGGGAGACUCCGCUAACCCGCUACAGAUUAGCAUUGGCCGAAAUAUUUCAUCUCCUCCAUCAACAUACCUUCAUGUUGCUGUCUCUCUCAUUUGGUCAGGUUUCACUCCCUCAGACCAUCUCAAUUGCUGUUCCGCCUCCAGCACACUAUGUGAUCGCAGCCUGAAGUUGUGCAGCAGGCAGGUUAAAUUUAUAGGGUCGACUGUUACAUGGAAACUAUUUUUGAGAGGCUGAAAGAUUCAUACCGUAUCAGUAGCAGAAGCCCAAUUGGUCCCUAAACAAAUAAAGAAGAGAAAAAAAGAUUUAUGGUAAUUCUGAAAACCUGGAGCAGCACACGACAGCCAGCAGACUGGAAGACCAGGUGCGGAGCAGAACAAUCAGCAAACUGGAAAGCUGGAGUGAGACAUGACGGCUGCGUUGGAGUGACAGAAAGCAAUUGUGUGACCAUUGCCCGAAAUCAAGUGACCAUGCGCUAACUUGCAAUGACACUGCGAUUGGCCAGGCAGCUCUUUGUACACAUUUUAGGGCAGAACUGUAUUUUGGAAGCUGUCCAACUGGAGCGAUCUGCAUUGAAAAGGCAUGUUUAAGGUUGAAAAAUGUGUCGUUGUUACAGCAAUCAUCAUUGUGACAACCCUCUUGAUCAUCUAUAGUUCUAGCAGUGGCAACAGCUCAUUUGGUUACAAAAGUGGCUUCAUCUACCAUGUUGUGAAUCGGGCGCCACUAAAUUUAAAGAAAUGGGUCACAAAAGAUGGUUAUUUACCAGUUGUUGGGAACAAGACCAUGAGCCUCCACUGCAGGCAGUGUGCCCUUGUCACAAGUUCCAGCCACUUACUGGGCAGCGAGCUGGGCUCACAAAUCGACCAGACUGAGUGCACCAUCCGCAUGAACGAUGCACCGACGACCGGCUACGAGGCAGAUGUCGGGAGUAAGACUACGCUGCGAGUCAUUGCCCAUUCCAGUGUUUACCGGGUGAUAAGGAAACCCCAGGAGUUCCUGAACAAGAGCCAGGGGACGGUCUGUAUUUUCUGGGGACCUCCACAGAAGAUGCAGAAGAACAGCCGAGGGGGCCUGUACCGACUGAUUCACCAAGUGGGCCUGGCAUUCUCCAAGCUGUCUGCUUUUGUUAUUGCUCCGAAAAGGAUGCAGCAGUUUGAUGACUUAUUUCAGAGGGAAACUGGGAGAGACAGGAAGAAAUCCCAUUCCUGGUUGAGUACAGGCUGGUUCACUAUGGUGAUAGCCAUUGAACUCUGUGACAAUGUCCAAGUAUAUGGAAUGGCACCACCUCAUCACUGCAGGGAAGCUCAGCCCAAGCGGAUGCCUUAUCACUAUUAUGAGCCGAAAGGUCCCGAUGAAUGUAGGACCUUCAUUGGGAAUGAGCGAGCCAAGAAGGGGAACCACCAUCGUUUCAUCACCGAGAAGGAUGUGUUUGCUGAAUGGGCACAGCUUUACAACAUUUCCUUCCUGCAGCCCAGCUGGUAAUGAGGGUGAUGACACACUGCAAUCUGCCUGCCCUCUCCAUCCUGCUACUUCAUGUCCAUAUCAGGGAAACAGAAUCCAUUCUGGUGUCAAGGAAAGGCUGGAACUAAAGUCCUUCACUGAUGGGUGCUCAGGGAAUUGCAGGGCUGUCGGGGAAUGGGAGUUGGAGUAAUGAUGGAUAAGGGCAACAGGAUUCCAAGUGCAGUGGGUAGAUGUUACAGUUGUUCCUCUUUGGACACUAACUGCUGUCGGAUAUACUGUGGAGCAGAUUCAUUCAAUCACUCUGCUUAUGAGAGAAAUCCACCAUGUGACCCUAAUUGUACAGAGGUGUUUCUGUGUAUUUGCAACAGGGUAUGAUCUGAUUCACGCAAUGCAACGCAAAUUCCUGUUUGAAGUCUUUUAACGCCCUCUGUGUUAGCGCUGAAGAAUCGAGCCACCCAAUAAUGAUUGUGCAGAAUGGAGCAUUGUGCUUGAUUUCAGACAAACCACCUUUAAAAACUUCUUCAACUUUCAAAGUUUUAUAUCAUCUCACACAAUUAAUUAAUGGAAGAUGCGUCUGUUCUUCACCGAUCUUCCCGAUCCCUUCAAGAACACCCAUGUCUGCAAAAGAGUGGGGUACCAUGCUGUCUGAUAACUUUACUCAAAGGGCUGGGGCAGCCUUGUGUUCUGACUGUUGUUGGCUCAGUGACUGAAAUCGGGGGAUUAUAUUUUGAGCUGCUAUACCUAGUGGGUGUCAAGAUCUGUGGUAGAAGACUGUUGUUUCAGGAGGGACAAGGCUCCAUUGCUUUGCCUUUCUUGUGCUCAGCCUGAGCUUUCACUGAUAUUUAAUAUGGUGGGUGUGGUUCGGAAUAUACCAUACAUACAAGAAAAUGAAUUUCACCUGACUGGUUCGAAUCUCUGAACACUGCCACUUUGAUGUUACAACCCAAGUGAAUCCCACACACAGUAUCUCAUUGAUUUCAUUGUGAGUAAUAUGCUCAAGAUCAUUCUGUGACUGUAAUGAGCAACUCCAGUUGGACCAAGCCAUUUGAAAGUUGUCUUGACUUGUGAUUGUAAUCAUUUCCUCCUUGUAGUUUGAUGAGAUGGUUACUGAGAAUGGUCAAUUGGAGAGUGACCCAGGAUGGACAAUCAGCUUCUUGUGACGUGAGCUGCAUCUGGGCUUUUUUUGUUUCCCAUCAGGCAUUGCUGCCUUGUUCAGUUUCCUGUUGGGCUGACUGCUCAUACUUAAAAUGUAAAACUCGCCAUCAUAGGUGACUGUGUGGAAACAGAAACCCUUUUCUCUAUUUCAAGAAUUUUUGCAGCAAAGGCAAAGUUCAGAACUUGACCUUCUCCUCCGACCAACUAUGAACUUGGUGAAAGAUUUAGUGAACUUGCCUGAUUGCCAGACGCAUGUUCCAUUAAUUAAUUGUGUGAAAUGAUAUAAAACUUUGAAAGUUG
Molecule: messenger RNA, 3040 nt
Organism: Chiloscyllium plagiosum (whitespotted bambooshark)
Lineage: Eukaryota; Metazoa; Chordata; Chondrichthyes; Orectolobiformes; Hemiscylliidae
Source: RefSeq, a predicted model, not a curated record